This is a messenger RNA of Bolinopsis microptera, 2991 nucleotides long. RefSeq names its product multidrug and toxin extrusion protein 1-like. Bases 6 to 1604 code for a protein of 532 amino acids. Gene Ontology annotation, biological process: transmembrane transport. The transcript is spliced from 15 exons. NCBI's taxonomy places the organism in Eukaryota, Metazoa, Ctenophora, Tentaculata, Lobata, Bolinopsidae. The record is from RefSeq and is a predicted model, not a curated record. Gene Ontology annotation, cellular component: membrane. Gene Ontology annotation, molecular function: antiporter activity; xenobiotic transmembrane transporter activity.
UCAAAAUGGCUAUAAACGAAAAGUUCAAAGAAUUUGUUUUGAGCUGUAUGUCCAUUUUACGUUUUGGACUUGUAUUUGCUGUCAUUCUCUUCGGCCAGCAGACAAGAGGUUUCUUUGUUGGUGUUAUCUCAGGUCACAUAAGUGUAAAUGCUUUAGAUGGGACCUACCUUGGAAUAUCUUUAAUAAACCUUAUGGGGCAUCUUCCUAUGUUGGGGGUGACAUCUGCUAUAGAUUAUCUUGGUAUGAGAGCCUUAGCAGAUCCUUCAACACACCGAGAGGUGGGGUUGAUAGUACAACGUACUCUCAUGGUUUGUAUAGUCGUCUCCUUCCCACUCAUAUCCAUCCUACUCCUUCUUAAACCCAUGUUACUUUACAUCCAUCAGAAGCCAGAAGUAUUGGAGUCAACAACUUCUGUCCUGCAUAUGUCGUUGGCAAUAGUACCUAUAAACGCAGUGUCGCUGUGCAUGGCAAAGUACUUGUUUAUAUUAAACAAACAAAGAGCUGUGGUUUACAGUGUAAUAGUGACCUUGGGUGGCGCUCUUGCUACUUUAACUCUAGUAACGUUCUCGUUUAAUGCUAAUGUUGAGACACUACACUGGUGCUACACAAUAUCAGAGUUACUACAGCCGCUACUUCUACUCGCCUACUUUCACUUCAAAAAGCCUCACUCACACACCUGGGGAGGGUUUACAAUUCUAUCUCUCGGACAAUGGAGUAACACACUGAUAACAGGGCUGCCUAGCUGUGGUCUUAUCAUGCUCGAGUGGGGAAUGUACGAAGUAUUUUUACUGAUAGUUGGAAGUAGAGAUCCCGAUGUUUUUAAAGUCAAUGCUAUUGGUUUUACUGUUAUCUCCAUCUCUUAUCUGUUACAAUACGGUCUCAGUGUCGCAGCAACUACACACAUUUCACAGUCAGUGGCGUCAGGAAAAGUUGAUAACGCCAGGAAGUAUAUAAGAAGUACAAUAUUCUCAUCUCUUCUCACUUCUACUCUACUUGUAGCCAGCGGUCUUGCAUGUCAAGCUGCUCUCUCUAAAGUAUUCUCUCCUUCACAAUACUUAAAUAAACUAACUCCUUGGAUAGUCUGCUAUGUCUUCCUCGACGCUUAUCAGAUAACGAUGAACGGAAUUUUAAGGGGACUUAACCGUCACAUUACGCCUAUGAUAAUAACAACUGUUGGUUUUAUCACAUCCUUAGUUACAGGUUCCCUGUUGCUCCUGAAACCUAGUCUGCAGGUAUCAGGCGUGUGGAUUGGUCUGUGUGUGGGCGGUGUUGUAAUAUGUAUCGGACUAACGGUACAACUUGAUUACGCCAGAGUUGAUGUUAAUAACGCUUCUGUAAUGUUCAGUGCUGAGCCGUCUGACACAGAAGCAGACUCCGCAGUGCUAGUUGAGACAGCACUAGAUGACGACACUACAUUUGUUAAUCCUAACCACGUGGACACAGCUAACGGACACCGCGGUGGAGACGCUAGUAUUGACGAUAUCAGGCCAAUAAGCCGGAACGAGGUACAGCACCUGGUGAUGUCUAAAGGAUCAAUAUUCGUGUUCGGAUUUGGAGUGGUCGUGUUUUGUGCUAUCAUCAAUAUCACUCAACCGCAGUUUUAAGUUAUUGAGAUUAUUUAUUGAGUUCACAUAUUAUAAGCUUAUAACGUAAGACAGCGUGGGGGAGGUUUUGGAAGAUGUAAGUGUAAUUUAUACACAAUACCUUUGCAGUAUGUAUAAACUAUACACAAUACCUUUGCAGUAUGUAUAAACUAUAAAGCGGCAUACGGAGGGAGGGGGGUGGCAAUAGUACAGUAACAGUAUACAUUUUAUUCUUGAUAAAUUACAAUUUAUCUCCUAUGUACUUAUAUAUUUAUAUAUAUUUCCCUCCAACAUAAUCAACGUCUCAACGCUAAGUUGUUUCUGCUCGUUAAUGCUGUUAAUGCUCUCAUCUUCUGUCAGAAUAUGCCCAAAAGGUGUCCGACCUUGUAUACCAUAAUCUAUCAUGAUUUUCAUCAUCAUGACUUUCAGGUACUUUCCUUUGCGUCCGAUUUUGCUCUAUAAUGUUUAUAUCGUUAUUCACUAUGCAGUGUGGUUGCAGUGUUGGACAGGCUGUUCACAUAUUAAGUAAUCACUUUUACACUCCCCCUCAGUGAUCACGUAGUGAUGUGUGAACGACCCCUUAGUAGGUUAUAAUCAUGAACCUACAGUAAAUUUUAUUCUAAUUUAGUUGUGGUCUACGAUUACUGUUUUACUGGUUUACUUAUUUAAACCAGUUCACUGAUCGCUCUACUCUUUCUUUUUCUUCUUUAUUUUUUGUUUGUUUGAACAGAGUUUUGUUUAUUUAGUACAAGAUGUUUAAAGUUAAUAUUUUGAAGAUUAUCUAGUAUUUUCGUUACUGUCAUAUAAUAUGAUAUGUGGAGGAGGGAUUAUUUAAAAGUGAUACGAAAAGUGAUAGUUUGCGGAGGAGUCCAACAAUGGCGUUUUUCUUGUCGCUAAUAUGAGAUGAUUUUUACAAUGAUUGAACUUUGGAUAUCCUGUUUAAGCGGUGUGGAAACUAGAGUAGAAUUUCUUAACGAUCAUUAAUUUGGGAUUUCAGCAAACGCCAUUUCAGCAAAUUAUUCUUGCCAUUCUUCUCAUUGAGAUCAUUAAACAUUUUAUUAUAUAUUAUGUUAAAAAUCGAGAUAAUUUUAGGGGAUACAAUUAAAUUAAGAUAUUUUGAUUUUAAAAUUUAAAAGCUUUGUGAAAUUUUGCUAGUUUAUAAUAGUUAAACAACGCUUUUUUGUUAGAAAAUGUUUUUUUUUAUAUUAUUAUUAUGCUCUACUUUAGAUAUAAAAUUGGGAUUCGAUCUAAACAAUAUUAUUUUGCAACUUUUCCUUAUUCUUUGGAUAACUCCUUGUUUCAAGAAUUUCAAUUACAAAUUACAGAUUAAACGUUAGUUUUACUCUUUAACUGUGAUGGCUGUUCUUCUUAACUGGUUUAUAAGAAUUGUUGGUUUUUUUCUUUCUCA